GUUUUGCAGUUCGCGCGCGCUCGUCUCCGUCCAUGCUGCUCGCGUUCGACUCGUCGUACAUCUACCCUCAUACUCUGAACUGACAUUCGAGUCAUGAGUGAACGUGUGGCGAGAGUGAUGACUCACCGGCGACCCCUUCGGGUCACUCCGCGAUUGAUCGACUUGAUUUGUUGUGUGGUGUCGGUCGUGUUGUUCAUUCUGCCGAUGCCCGUGGCGUUCGUGAUAGACAACCCACCUCAGUUGAUGUUUGCGAAUCAGAUCGAUAUCCGACGCGUCGAGGCAAACAACAAGACGUCGAGCCCGAUCGUCAGCAACCUCCUCGACGUCGAGUCGCUCGACUUCGACGUCGUCAACAACCGCGUCUACUGGACCGAUGUGCGUCUGAAGAGGAUCAGUCGUGCAUUCGUCAAUGGUACGAGCGUGGAGGAGGUGCCACUUCGAGAAGCACAUGAACCUCAGGCUCUUAUUAUCGACUGGAUUGGUCACAAUGUUAUCUGGAGUGACAAAGACCCAAGACUUGAUUCUUCAAUUGGAAUGGGAAGACUUUGGAUGAUGACUAUUGAUGGGUACUACAUCCGUGCAAUUUUAUGGAAAAAUGUCGGUAGAGUGAGGGGACUUGCUGUUGAUCCAAAGACAGGUUUUAUCUUUUUGUUGGAUGAAAACAAGAUGACAAUUGAAAAAGUUUUGCCUGAUGGAUCCAAUCGCUCAGUCGUAUGUAGAGAUGUCUCAGGUGUUGGCUUGACCAUAGACUAUGAAGAACGUCAGAUCUACUGGACAGAUCCAAACACAAAUAGCAUUAAAUUUGCUGAUCUUAGCGGCUUAAACAAAAGGACUUUGAUUGAAAAUUCCAGACAACUUGUUUUUCCAUAUGCUAUCACAACACUGGGCAAGUAUGUGUACUGGACUGACAUGCAUAAACGGGCUGUGCUGGUGGCUCAGAAAACUAAAGGGAAACAGAAAUCGAUUAUAGAGGACUCGGUGCUGUCACCGUAUGAUAUUGCAGCAUUUGAUAAAGGCAGACAGCCAGACUUUCACACAGAAUGUGGCAUGGGACAGUCUGGCUGCAGUCACUUCUGUCUUAGUAUACCACCCGACUAUAAAUGUGCUUGCCCUACUGGAGUCAAGCUUUUGUCUGAUGGGAAGACGUGUAAUAAUGGUCUUGAAAAGUUUCUUGUAUAUGCAAGACGCGGAGACAUUCGUGUUCUAUCCUUAGAUGUUCCUCUGGAUGAGACCAUUGAUGUCAUUCUUCAACUCAACACAACAGAUGCUAUUGAUGUUGACUAUGAUGUUGUAGAUGAUCGUAUCUAUUGGAUAGACAACCAAGAAGGCAAAGCUGUAAUAGGAAGAGGGAAAAAUGACGGUUCUGCAUAUGAAGUAGUAGUUAAUACAUUGGGAGCUGCUUUUAAUGGUGUGGCUUUUGACUGGAUUAGUCGCAAUAUUUACUGGAUGGACACACUUUUUGAUCGUCUGAUGGUUUCUCGUUUGGAUGGGACAUUUCAGAAGACGUUGAUAACAACAGGAUUGGAUGCACCACGAGCAGUCGUAGUAGAUCCCAAUAAUGGUUACAUGUAUUGGACAGAUUGGGGUCGUUGGCCAAGAAUUGAGAAGGCUUGUCUUGAUGGGUCAAAUAGAACUGUACUAAUUGAUUCUCAAAUAAAGUGGCCAAAUGGACUCACGAUAGAUUACGAAGACAGGCGCUUGUAUUGGGUUGAUGCUUACAGACGUGUCAUGUCAUCUUCUGAUUUAUGGGGAAAGGAUCAGUAUACAUUGAGCAACAUUGAUCUUUCCCAUCCAUAUGGAUUGACUAUUGUUGGAAAUCACAUCUAUUGGACUGACUGGAAUCGAAGAAAUAUCCAGAGAGUCGAUAAGAAGUCUGGUAGUGGUCAAGAAGUUGUCCUGGAUUCAGUAAUCGAUAUCAUGGGUCUACAAGGUGUUGACAAAAGGAGGCAGAAGGGCUCAAAUGCAUGUUCAACUAAAAAUGGUGGCUGCAGUCACUUGUGCCUACCUCGACCUGGAGACCGAUCGUGUGCUUGCCCUAAUGGAUUUGUAUUCAUUGAUGCUCAGAAGACACAGUGCCAGGCUUCAACUCCGGCUGUGUUAUACACUCAUUUUACUGUUGAAACGGGUGACAUCCACAGUGUUCCGAUUACUGCUAAUUCUCGGGGAAAGUCUCUGGUUACCUUAAGUACUGUGAUCAACCCAGUUGCUGUUGCCUACGACAUCGUUGAAGGAAAAUUCUACUGGAGUGAUGCAACGAGAAAUGAAAUUAGAAGGGCAAACUUGGAGGGGACACUUGAGAUGGAGUUGAUUGUGCGAUUUGGAUCAGCAAAUCCAGGUGGACUGGCUGUAGAUUGGAUGGGACGAAGUAUCUACUGGACGGUUUUCAAUAGUGAUCGUAUUGAUGUUGCCAAGUUGAAUGGAGAGUUAAGGACACCUUUUAAGUGGAGAGACAUCACUAAACCAAUGGCUCUCACAGUUGAGCCACAAGAAGGAUUGCUUUACUGGUCAACCAACACCAACACACCACAAAUCCAGUCAGCUCAACUCAAUGACUCAUCAAAAGUUGAUACCAUUGCAACACUUGCAAAAGGAGAAAGUCCGAGUUGUCUGACCAUUGAUCAUUCCACUCGUCGGCUUUUCUGGACGGACGAGUACCAUGUCUAUGUAGUUAAUUUAAAUGACAAGUUUCGAGUAAAGGUUGCAGUUCUUCAAGUGAAACAGGGACUAAGCCUAAGACCAUCUGGCAUAUCUUUCUUCAAUGGCAAACUUUAUUGGGCAAAUUUGGAAACAGAAAAGGUUGAAUACGCAGUCACAGAGUUAACUAAUGAGCUAAAGAAUGUGAAGGCAUUGAGUACCAUCCCUGGUUUGACAAAUGAUAAUAAUAUUGUUGAUGUGACUGUUGUGGACUACUCGUUGCAAGAAAGCAUCAAUCAGUGCUCAGCAAGGAAUGGAGACUGCUCACACUAUUGCUUAUCGAGACAAGGAAAUAAGUUUCAGUGUGGUUGUCCAUUGUAUAUGGAGAUUGAUUAUGCAAAUGUGAGAUUGAACUCUGUCUGUAGAGUGCCUCAAUCAUUGCUGGUAUAUGCUGCUGGGAAGUCAGUGUAUUUCGUAAAUUUGACGGCAUCUUCGGCAAUUCAGAAUCAAUCUGAUCCUCCUUUUCUGCUUGAUGUCAAAUCUGACAUUGUGAAGAUUGAGCUCGAUAUGGAGAACAGUCGUAUAUUUUGGAUUGAUAAGAAUGGACGGUUGUAUGGGUCGAUGUUGGAUGGAACAGACUGGAAAGUGUUGGUGCGAGCCGGAAAAGUGUUUGAUAUGGCUGUUAAUCAUGUUACAGGACAGGUGUUUUACACAAAUGAGGAAUCGGACACAAUUGAAGGUGUUUCACCCCAUGGCUCAUCAAUUGGUGUCAUCAUUGAUUCUCAGCAGCUUCAUCCAAGAUCACUUGCCCUUGACUCAAAUACUGGUUUACUGUACUGGACUGACUGGGGAAUGGUACCAUCCAUACGAAAAGCAGAAUUAGAUGGACGAAACCAUCGUCAGCUGAUUAGUACAAAGCUCACGACUCCAACAAGGUUGACAUUAGAUGUCAGUCAAGCUAUUCUGUACUGGACAGAUAUGGAUCGCAGUGUCAUUGAGGCAUGUGAUGCAGCAGGCAACAACAGACGGACAGUGCAGCAUGUGGUGAUGAAUGUGUUUACUGGACUGGCUGAGGGUGGGAAGUAUUUGUACUACACUGUACCAAGAAAUGGGUCGAUAAUGCGUCUCAAUAAGAGUCUUGAUGCAAGCAGUUUGACAUUGACUAAGGGUUUGCAGAUCCGGGUAGGAUUGGUGAAUGUGUCAGAUAUUGUCAUAUAUGAACACAAACGACUACCAGUUAAUCCCUGUUCUGAGAGUAAUGGCAAUUGUAGUCAUUUGUGUAUUCCAACUGCUGAUGGUGGCCAUCGCUGCGCUUGUCCUGUCAAUCGAAAGUUACAAGAGAAUCAACUUACAUGCUCAGGUCCAACUUGUCCAGGCAGUGAUGAAGUGUUGUGCAGUGAUAACAGCAAGUGUAUUUUAAGAAAACAGGUGUGUGACGGUAAACCUCAGUGUCAGGAUGCCUCAGACGAAGAAUCAGGAUGUCUUUGUCAUGAGAAUGAAUGGAGAUGUCCAUCUGGUAAAUGUAUCUUGUCAUCUGCAAAGUGUGACCUUUAUCCCGACUGCCCCAAUGACUGGGACGAGCAUCAUUCUAACUGUCCUUGUCGAGAAGGUUUCAAGCAUUGUGAAGCUGGAGGAGAGUGUAUUGAGAAGGUGCUGUUUUGUGACGGGACACCCGACUGUCGAGAUGAAUCAGAUGAAGCGAACUGUGAUCAGAAGAAUUUAACUGUUUCACCAGUGCCUGUUGAUGAGUCAUCAUCGUCAUCGUCUUCAUUACUUGGACUCAUUGUGUCAUGUGUUACUGCUGGAGUUCUCUUUCCAGUUGUUAUUAUCUUUAUUGUGGUCAAGUGCAAGCUGAUGGGUCACAGAAAGUAUGUCUUCCCUCCAGCCCCAAGUGAUAAUGGGUGCUCAACAGCAAGCCAUGCACAAGACAGUAGUUAUGGUGGAAGUAGACUGACAGAGUCGAUUUUGCUGGAGAAAAUGCGAAUGGAACAGGACAUGGAAGGACUGUCUGUGUAUGCUGAAGGGUUGCUUCCGUUUCCAGGCAUGCCCUGUAUCACUGUAGCACCAACAGAUGGCGACACAGCAUUUUCUAUGCCACCUCCAAUGGGUGGACCAAUGGAGGAGAAGUCUGAAUAUCUAUAUGAUCCACCACCAUCUGUAGUUUCUGGAAUGGAAAGUAUGUUUUCAGCAGAGUCAUCACAUGUGGCUAAUACAACAAGACAUAGACAGAAAUCAUCUGGAUCUCGUUAUCGACAUCGAAAUCGGAGUAACUCUUCAGACUAUAGACCACCUGUUCCUUGUCCAUCUACUGCUCAGGGCCACUCAUCAGAAGGGGACACAGAGGGAUCGUCGGAUGAGGAAAGCAGUCGAUCGAGAAUGUCCAGAAGGUCAAAGACUAAGCCGUCUAUGUCUCCUCCUCCUUCAGUUCUUUCAGGCUCUCGUUUUGAUACUGACUGGAGUUGUGCUCCAUCCCUAGCCACUGUUGGUGAUCUCUGCCCUCCCCCACCUCCAACAGUUGUUUCAGACUUUACCGAAACAGCUUGUUAGAGUCACAGGAUCAUCGAACUUGUGUAAAGCUUGCAGCCCUGCGUUUGAUCAUGAUGUCUUUAUUAUCUGUGUUGGUGUAGUUUUAAGAGUAAGGCGAGAUACUUAGGUAUUGUAUUGAAGUAAGGACUCUAUGAUGUCACACUUUGGGUUAGGAGUGGACUUUUCAGAGUAGCACCAUUGUAAAGUGGAUCACAUUCACACUAGACUCUUGAUAUAUUGUACAAUACAAAACAUAUUUUUGUAAUUAAUGGUA
Corticium candelabrum is the source of this 5434-nucleotide messenger RNA. Its product is annotated as low-density lipoprotein receptor-related protein 6-like. The record is from RefSeq and is a predicted model, not a curated record. NCBI's taxonomy places the organism in Eukaryota, Metazoa, Porifera, Homoscleromorpha, Homosclerophorida, Plakinidae. Bases 94 to 5181 code for a protein of 1695 amino acids. The transcript is spliced from 18 exons. Gene Ontology annotation, molecular function: protein binding.